GAACCACGGCCUCCCCGCGGCCGUUUUCAAGUCUCCGCCCGUGCCAGCGAUCGGUAAGGGCAUGCGGGUGGUGCGGGAGUUCCGUGAGCUGCGUGUUGAGGUGUUCCCCAUCCUGCGCUCGAUGGGACCCUACCUCGCUCACGACCCCGUGCUCAUCGCCAAGGUCAUCCGCCUCGGCACCGCCUUCAUGAAGGAGCGUAAGAUGGCGGGCUGCCCCACGGACAUGGAGCCGCUCUACUGCGGCUUUCUUGCCGUCAUUGACGAGGUGGUGCUGCCCUCUCUCAGCACGAUGGAGGGCAACUGCUGCAUGGCCGAGGAGCUGUGGACGAUGCUGAAACACGUGCCCUACACGCACAGGUAUCGUCUGUACGCGCAGUGGAAAAAUGACACCUACAGCCAGCAUCCCAUCCUGAUCAAGAUCAAGUCCCGCGCGCUCGAUCGCACACGCUACAUCAUGAA
This is a messenger RNA of Priapulus caudatus, 459 nucleotides long. Its product is annotated as THO complex subunit 2-like. NCBI's taxonomy places the organism in Eukaryota, Metazoa, Priapulida, Priapulimorpha, Priapulimorphida, Priapulidae. The annotation marks the transcript as partial. Gene Ontology annotation, biological process: mRNA processing; mRNA export from nucleus. Gene Ontology annotation, cellular component: THO complex part of transcription export complex. The record is from RefSeq and is a predicted model, not a curated record. The transcript has 3 exons. Gene Ontology annotation, molecular function: mRNA binding.